ACUCGAUCCCGGCCCCACUUCCAGGCCAGUGUCCGGCCGACCAGCCUGCCUCAGGCCAGGGCCCCACGACUCCCUGUUGUGGGACAAGGGGCUGUCUGUGCAGCUGUGGUCGUGGGAGGGUGUGCUGAGGCCGUGAAGGUGGGGACGGUGCCUGGGCCUGUGGCCGCCAGAGCUGCUGAGGCUCAGGAGGUAGCACCAGGCCCCGUGGGUGCUGCCGGGGCCAUCGCCUGCCCACCAUGGGGACCCUCAGCUGCGACCCCGCCGCACGGUUGGCCACAGCCCCCCUUGGCCGGGGAGUGACGGACGGCCAGAUUCCGGAGAGCGGCCUGAGGAAGGCCUGUCGGACGGCCACCCCGGAGAACGGCUCAGGGCCAGGCUUGUACGUCCUGCCGUCCACCGUGGGCUUCAUCAACCACGACUGCACCAGGGUGGCCGGUCCCGCCUACUCGCUCGCCCGGAGGCCCAGUGAGGCACCACCUCAGGACACCAGCCCGGGCCCCAUCUACUUCGUGGACCCCAAAGUCACACGCUUUGGCCGCAACUGCACCCCUGCCUACUCCAUGCAGGGCCGGGCCAAGUCUCGGGGUCUGGAGGUGACACCAGGCCCUGGGGCCUACAGCCCAGAGAAGGUGCCCCCCGUGCGCCAUCGGACACCGCCAGCUUUCACCCUGGGCUGCCGCCUCCCUCCUAAGCCCCCGGACACCUCAGCCCCUGCCCCUAAUGCCUACACCAUGCCCGCUUUGUGGGGCUCACAGAUCUUCACCAAGCCCAGAAGCCCCAGCUACACGGUGGUGGGCCGCACACCCCCGGUGCGCCCCCCGCAGGAUCCUGCCGAGAUACCAGGCCCGGGCCAGUACGACAGCCCGGAUGCCAACACCUACCGCCAGCGCCUGCCCGCCUUCACCAUGCUGGGGCGGCCCCGGGCCCCGCGCCCCCUGGAGGAGACCCCUGGCCCAGGCGCCCACUGCCCAGAGCAGGUCACUGUGAAUAAAGCCAGGGCUCCAGCGUUCUCUAUGGGCAUCCGCCACUCAAAACGGGCCAGCACCAUGGCCACCGCCACGCCCUCCAGGCCUUCGGGGCACAGGCUGCCCGGCUGCUGCUGCUAGGCCAGGCUUGUUCCCCACACGGUGAACGGGGGCGUGGGCAGGCCUCUCCUGGGGCCUGGCUUUGUUGGAGGGGCUAGGAGAAGCCGAGAGGGACUGGGAAAGGAGUCUUUCUUCCCCAUUCCUGAACUGUCUGGGUCCUUCUAGGACACCUGAUCCUUCCAGUCCCUGGGGGCUGUGACCCGUGGCCCUCUGCAGGGCGCAGGGUGAGUCUCCUUCCAGUGCCCCAGUUUCUUCCAGUUUCUUCCAGGUCACACCAGGCCAGGCCAGGCCAGGCGGGGAAAGGGACACCUUCCGGCCCUACCCAGUCGCUGGCUGGAGACGGAGCUUCCUGUGUCCUAGAACUCGGCGUCCAGCCCCACUAGGGCCUGGGUCCUCAUCACAGCUUGGGUU
Messenger RNA from Piliocolobus tephrosceles (Ugandan red Colobus), 1496 nucleotides. RefSeq names its product CIMAP1 family member D (gene CIMAP1D). The record is from RefSeq and is a predicted model, not a curated record. NCBI's taxonomy places the organism in Eukaryota, Metazoa, Chordata, Mammalia, Primates, Cercopithecidae. The transcript is spliced from 4 exons. Gene Ontology annotation, cellular component: cytoskeleton; cytoplasmic microtubule. Bases 237 to 1106 code for a protein of 289 amino acids.